AUGGCAGGCAUCGUGCCGGCCAGUAUCAUGGUGCAGACCCUAGGAGCUAGAAGAUCGGCUGCCAUAGGAGACAACGAGGCUUUGAGGAAGGCUCCUGGCAUCGGUCUAGUUGAAGGAGGCUGGCUUGUCGAGAAGAGGACGCCCCAUCCCCUUCCUCCUUGGAUCCCUCCCCUCCCUACGACUAUUCGUCCAAGGAAGGAGGCGCUGAAGGAGGCAGUGGAAUAUGAGGCCCCGGCCAUCUUCACCGACUGCUCGAAGCAUGGCGACGGCGCUGGCGGCGCUUUUAUAGCGAUUAUUGAUGGCUCUGCUGUUGAGAAACAGUCAUUUCGGCUGCCUCGAUAUGCAACCAUACACCAAUGUGAACUGGAAGCGAUUCGUCGCGCUUUGAGAUGGAUCGCCUUCUCAGAGCACAAAGGCAUCGAUAUUCUUCUUCUUCUUCUUGCGCAGCACCCCUUCGACCAGGCGAGCUCAGUCACUGUCUGA
Molecule: messenger RNA, 483 nt
Organism: Perkinsus marinus ATCC 50983
Lineage: Eukaryota; Perkinsozoa; Perkinsida; Perkinsidae
Exons: 3
Coding region: 1-483 (160 amino acids)
Molecular function (GO): nucleic acid binding
Source: RefSeq, a predicted model, not a curated record